This is a messenger RNA of Torulaspora delbrueckii, 507 nucleotides long. It is a transcript of the gene SEC11, whose product is annotated as signal peptidase complex catalytic subunit SEC11. The coding region runs from base 1 to 507 and encodes 168 amino acids. The transcript has a single exon. The record is from RefSeq and is a predicted model, not a curated record. Gene Ontology annotation, molecular function: serine-type endopeptidase activity. Gene Ontology annotation, cellular component: membrane; signal peptidase complex. NCBI's taxonomy places the organism in Eukaryota, Fungi, Ascomycota, Saccharomycetes, Saccharomycetales, Saccharomycetaceae.
AUGAAUUUAAGACUUGAACUUACAAGGUUCCUGAAGCUAUGCUUUGUACUUUCCUCCGCGUUCAUGUUCUGGAAGGGUUUGUCCGUCGCUACCAAUUCUCAUUCCCCAAUUGUAGUUGUGCUGUCUGGCUCGAUGGAACCAGCAUUUCAGAGAGGUGAUGUUUUGUUUCUAUGGAACAGAAAUGAGAGAAGUAAAGUUGGUGAUAUUGUCAUUUAUGAAGUGGAAGGGAAAUCUAUUCCAAUUGUUCACAGAGUCUUAAGAGAGCAUCAUAGUGUCGAAAAGAAGAAACAGCUACUCUUAACUAAAGGUGAUAAUAAUGCAGGUAAUGAUAUUCCAUUAUAUGCCAAGAAAAGCCUUUAUUUGCAGAAGGAAAGGGACAUAGUAGGAACGGUCAAAGGGUAUAUCCCACAAGUGGGUUAUAUAACGAUUUGGAUCUCCGAGAAUAAGUAUGCAAAAUUCGCUAUGAUGGGUUUACUGGGGCUAAGUGCAUUAUUGGGUAAUGAAUAA